This is a messenger RNA of Haliotis rufescens (red abalone), 2095 nucleotides long. Its product is annotated as universal stress protein in QAH/OAS sulfhydrylase 3'region-like. Lineage: Eukaryota; Metazoa; Mollusca; Gastropoda; Lepetellida; Haliotidae. The coding region runs from base 9 to 539 and encodes 176 amino acids. The transcript has 4 exons. The record is from RefSeq and is a predicted model, not a curated record.
UGUCCCACAUGGACCCACCGAAGGUUGACCCCAUCGACUCACACGUGACACGUCGGAAAAUGUCGACCGAGCACUGCAGCAAAGUUCUGAUAGCCAUGGAUGGCAGCGACCACUCCAACUAUGCAUUUGACUGGUACAUGGACAGGCUCCACCGGAAAGGGAAUAACGUAGUGGUGGCGCAUUGUCCCGACUACAGCGCCAUCUACCACACACCUGGUAUCAGUGGCGAUGCUUCCCUAAUUGCCGAGAUCUUGCGAGAAGAGGCUGUGAAAAUGGAAAUCAUCAUCGAUAAACUCCGGGAGAGGCUGACGAAAACUGGGGUGCCGGGUCGUAUUUUGCGUUUGACUGGUAAACCUGGAUCGUCCCUGGUGAAGGCUGCGGAGGAGGAAGAGGUUGAUUACGUCGUCACGGGCACGCGCGGACUGGGCAAGGUGAGUAGGGCGAUACUCGGCAGCGUCAGCGACUACAUCGUACAUCACUCACACGUGCCCGUCUUCGUUUGUCAGAAGCCCAAGGAAGAAAGCCACCAUCAAGUGUGAUUGAAGGAGAACAUACGUUCUUGAGUGAUGAGGGGAGCCAUCAGCACCUUGGUCGGAGGACGUCAUCAGUCCAUUUGGAUGAAGACAGAAAGGGAAGGGGGACAUCAUCAGUCCUGGGGCUGAGGACAUCAACGGUCCUAAGAUUGAGGACAUCAUCAUUCUUGGUGGCUAGUAAGGCGGAAGGAUGUGAUGACGUCAUUAGUCCCUUGAGGAUGUCAACAAAAGUUAAUGCAGUAAAACAGUAUUCAGUUUUGUUACUUGUAUUUACCUUAAAUAUCUACCACAAGAUGUCCAUCUUUCUCACGCUUACGAUAUGGAUUAUACUGGAUGGAUUGGUAGCAUAGUCCUUAAUGUAUUUGCCACGUGUGUGAAGCCAAUGUCUAGUGUCCCCGCCGUGAUUGUGCUGGAAUAUUGCAAGAAGGGGCGUAAAGUCAGCAUAAUUACUCGUAGUAAAGGGAUAAAUGACUGAGAACUCUUAUUAUUGAUGUUUGAUUAUAUCAACGAAAUAACAUUAUAUAUAAUAUACAGCCUGCUAUAUUUGUCUCAUUUUAUAGGGGCACGUUGACCCACCGCCCAUAGAGGAAAAGUCUUAAAAUAGUCAGAUGUCGCAUUGACUGUGAAGAGUUGCGUUCCUUAUAAGGUGUGAUAGAAUUCCAUGGUUGCACGUGUUAAUCCAGAUUCGCCCUGAUUAUAUAUUUUUAACCAAAGUUGUAAACGUUCUGCAUCACUUUGGCUUUCAUCGCACAUAGAGCCCACAUGCCGACAUAAAAGAAUUGUUUUAUUAAUUGAACGAAAUUUCAUAUUUUGGUAUGUGUUGUGUUAGUAAGGGCACUAUCAUCUUGUCUGACCGUUGUUUUCUCUGCUUCCUGUUUAACGCCAACCUCUUCAAUAUUCAAGCUUUAUGACGGCGGCUCUUUAAAUAGCCAGACGUCAGCAACGUCCCAUUCCGCCAGGAUGCGAUGACCCAAUAUCAACCAUGUGACUGAGCCUGGUAACACGAUCCAUCUGGUCGCUUCAUGUGCCGGGCAUUAGUGCCUGGGAGCCAAUUGCAACCCCCACUGUGCGCCAUUAUGUUAUAGUAAUUAACUGUCUUCACUAUGUCAAUAUGUGUAAAAGAAUUAAAAGACCCAUAAUAUUAUAAUUCUUGUUCUCCAGUACGCAAUGUUCUUUUCUUGUGCAUGAAAUUAAAUACAUAUUAAUGAUUAGUACUCACGAAAAAUGUUUGUCUAUCGCGCCGUCAUUCGCUGUACAUAGUUACGUCCCUUAGGCGCACCAGAAGCCGAUUACCGUGGAUUCGAAUCCAAAGUUCUCCCUGAUUAUGAUUCUUGAUUUAUCAGCACCAUACCCGUGAUAAACGUCUGCUACCAGCCUCACUUCGGGCUUUUCGCCCAAUUCCGUCCGUCGUAAUGCAACCGGCAUGCGCUUCAAAGCAGGGUCAGGGGGGCACGGGUGGCCCAGUCGUCUAAGGGACCGCAAUUCGCUGUGCAGAGUUGCGUCCCUUGGGCACGCCAGAAACCUAUGAUUGUGGGUUCGAAUCCCGGUUCGCCCCGAUUAUC